AUGUCUCAUUCGAAAACAAGCCAGGGUGAUGGUUCCAAUAAUGCUGGGAAGCGAAACCUUCCUUCAUGGAUGAGUUCAAGAGACAAUGAGAGUGAGUCUGUUGGAAAGAAACCAACUCGGGCUGGUGAAUGUGAGGAGAGUGACGAGGGUGCAAAGCCCAGGCUAGCCAAAGGGCGUGGAGGUGCAUCCAGUUCGGGAACCACAAAAUUUUCCAAACUUAUGGAAGGAGUAGUGUUUGUACUGUCUGGGUUUGUUAAUCCUGAGCGCAGCAUUCUGCGGUCACAGGCCUUGGAAAUGGGAGCAGAAUAUCAGCCUGACUGGAACUCAGAUUGCAGUCUCUUGGUUUGUGCAUUUCCAAACACCCCAAAGUUUCGACAAGUUGAGGCAGAUUGUGGAACUAUAGUUUCAAAGGAUUGGAUAUCAGAGUGUUACACACAGAAGAAGCUUGUUGAUAUUGAAAGUUACCUUAUGAAUGCUGGAAAACCCUGGCGUAAAAGCAGUGUUUCCCAUGACAACAGCCAAGACAAAAAGGCAUCCCAACCUAGAAAAUCGAAGAAGCAAGAUGGAGAUUCACCAUCAAAACCAACUGCAUCAUCAAAUCCAAAGAUUAAAGCUUCUAAUUCUGUUAAGGAGUGCUUUUCUCCUUCUAAAGUGAAGAAGUGGGCAGUUGACGAUUUGAAUAAGACAAUUUCAUGGCUAGAGAGUCAAGAAGAAAAGCCAGAGCCAGAUGAGAUAAACCAAAUAGCAGCUGAAGGGAUUUUAACUUGUUUACAAGAUGCAAUAGAUUCUCUUGAACAAAAGCAGGAUAUCCGGCAAAUAACUGAGCAGUGGAAUUUCAUUCCUCGUGUAGUCGAAGAGUUGGCAAAGCUCGAGGGCACGAGAAAUGAGUCUGCAGCAGUAUCCAAGGAAGAUCUUUGCAGACAGGUAAUGGAGUGUAAACGAAUUUACGAGGUGGAACUUAAGAAUUUAGGUGAUGACCCGUCAAAGAAGAAGAAGCCAAAGACUGAAAGACAAGAGAGGGACAGUGGGAGAACUGAAGCCAUAUCCAGUGGUACAGCAGGAUACGACAGUGAUGAAACAAUUGAGAUGACAGAAGAGGAAAUAGACCUUGCAUAUAAGAAUGUUGUUGCUUCUAAGAUCCCCAAAUGCUGA
Prunus armeniaca (apricot) is the source of this 1152-nucleotide messenger RNA. NCBI's taxonomy places the organism in Eukaryota, Viridiplantae, Streptophyta, Magnoliopsida, Rosales, Rosaceae. The record is from the annotation of a GenBank genome assembly.